Molecule: messenger RNA, 432 nt
Organism: Macrosiphum euphorbiae (potato aphid)
Lineage: Eukaryota; Metazoa; Arthropoda; Insecta; Hemiptera; Aphididae
Source: the annotation of a GenBank genome assembly
AUGCAAGAUGAAAGUUUUAUAUUAUUUGGAGCAUCUCCAGAAAGUUCUUUAAAGUAUGAUGAAAAAACAAGACAAAUAGAACUUUAUCCCAUAGCUGGUACUAGACCUAGGGGUAGAAAAAAAGAUGGAACUCUAGAUUUAGAUUUAGAUAGUAGAAUAGAACUUGAAAUGAGGACUAAUCAUAAAGAAUUAGCCGAACAUUUAAUGCUUGUAGACUUAGCUCGAAAUGAUCUUGCACGUAUUUGUGAACCAGGAUCUAGAUAUGUUUCAGAUUUAGUAAAGGUAGACAAGUAUUCUCAUGUAAUGCAUUUGGUCUCUAAAGUAGUAGGUAAAUUAAGAGGUAGAUUAGAUGCUCUUCAUGCAUAUUCUGCUUGUAUGAACAUGGGAACAUUAACUGGAGCACCUAAGUACGUGCAUGCAACUGAUUGCUGA